AUGAGGAGUCUGAGGAGGAGUCGGAGAGGAGGGCGGCAGCUCGAGGAGCUGGUCAAGAAGAGGCUAGAGGCUAGGAAGAUUGAGACUAGACAGAUUGUGGUUGAAGAGAUUAGAAAGGAGCAGCACAUUGAGAAGGCGCUGAAUGAAGAGGCCAACAUUGAGGAUGUCGAUACAGACGACGAGUUGAAUGAAGCAGAGGAGUAUGAGGCAUGGAAAAACAGAGAAAUAGCAAGAAUUAAGAGGGACAGAGAGGAAAGGGAUGCGAGGUUGAAGGAGAAGGAGGAGAUCGAGAAGGAAGGUGCUGAUGAUGUUAUCCAGUCAGCUGGUAAAGAUGAUAUCUACAGCCGUGAUUUCUCUGAACCCACUGGUGAAGAUAAGAUGGAUAAGAGCAUCCUGCCCAAGGUCAUGCAAGUUAAACAUUUCGGGCGCAGUGGCAGAACAAAAUGGACACAUCUUGUUAAUGAGGACACUACAGAUUGGAAUGCACCAUGGUCAACAAAUGGGCCUCUCAUGAAAAUCAAAGUAUAA
Molecule: messenger RNA, 528 nt
Organism: Miscanthus lutarioriparius
Lineage: Eukaryota; Viridiplantae; Streptophyta; Magnoliopsida; Poales; Poaceae
Source: the annotation of a GenBank genome assembly